UUAAACUCACGAAGAAGAAACGUCAACAUGAACAAAACUGGCGGGGCAGCAGCAGCAGCAGCAGCAGGUGUUGUGUUGUGUGAAACCUCACCUUGCAGUAUGGACGCUCGCAGGUCUCUGUGUCGGUUUGACGGGCGCUCGAAGCUGCUGGUCCGGUCGCUUCUGUCCGGAGCCUCCGGUGCUCACCGAGCUCUGAGCGUCUUUCGCAAACAGCAGCGGGCCAACCCCGAAACGUCGCUGUGUAACUUCAUUGAAACACUCUGCCAAGACGAAAUAACGUGUCCGGACACUGAAGCCCAGCCACUGACGGUUAAACCCCUGGUGUGCCUGUUUCCAGCAUUAUUCAAACAGAACCUGCUGUCCUUCGUGUAUCUGGUCUACCCAGUUCUUCCUCGCACUACUAUCAUCCACCUGCUCAAAUGCCUCAGCCAGGACCCUCAUCCGACCCCCUGGGUCAGCACUCUGGUUAGACAGCUGGAAAGAAACCUGAGGGGCCACAGAGAGGAGCCUCUGUGUACUCCACUGUGCAGCCAGAGACUCAAGGAGCUGUCACAGCGUUUGGUUGGUCUUGGUGAGACUGGAGGAUGGGCCGAGUGCUUCAGCGGUCAGCAUGUAGAAUCUGGAUCUCAGAGUGCAUCUGGUUUAUCAGAGCUGGGGACACAAAGAAAAAGAAAGAGCAGCUUUGUCAGUCCGAACUCAGAUGGUGAGGAAACAGGACAGCAGAGUAAACGGAUAAAGAUGGAUGUCGGUGGUAGUGAGGGUCUCAAUGCUGAAGAGCAGAGUGCAAAAGAAGAAAUAACAGAAAGAUUAGAAGUUGAUGCUCCAGGAGAGACUCGUGCUAAAGAAACAGCACCAGGCAGUCUGAGUGAUGCCCUGCCUGAACACAUAAAGGUCGCUGUUUUUCAAAUGAAGGAAUUGCUGGAAAGUCACACCGAGUGGGAUCAGAGUGCCAUGGAUGUGUUCAAAGUGCUGAAUGAGUGUGACCUCAGCCAAGUGGAGGUGUUAUGUAGCAUGCUGAGUUUACCUGACUUACCAGAGCAGACUCUGCCUAAACUGUGCGGCAGUAUUUUGGCUCCCUCUCUUGACCUCAGCUACAGCACAGCAGCAACACUCAUCAAGAGCCUCUUGCUGGAGAAGGUCCUGUCUCUGUCAGAACCGGCCUCUCGAUGUCUAGUCACUGCAGUGACUUCACUGUGUAGCAGCUUUCCCAGACCAAUGUGCGAUGCUCUAAUCGGACCAGUUAUAGAGGGAAAGAACAUCGGGAAUCCACAGGCUGAGCUGCUGAACAGACUGAUAGAAGGCUGCCUGGAUUCCCAUUACAGACUGCUGGUGCUUCAAAUGACAUUCAAAAUAGCGUGGAGUGAGGCGCUGCUCUCAAUGAUCCACAGCUUGCUAGACUCCAAGCCUGACUUGAGUGAAGAACAGUUCACACAGUUCACCGAACAGCUCGUCAGCCAAAGUCCUCAGUUCACAAAGUCUGUCAAGUUUGCAAAAAUGUUGCUAACAGUCCUCACCAAAUAUAGCACUUAUGUGACUGCUGCACACAAACACUCCCUGAACAGUUGCCUGAUGUUAAAUGAGACGUUCCUGAAAAAGUCUCUGCAAGCUGCUUUGAAAAGAAUCACACACUCGUGAUGUUUCAUUUAAACAAAUGCGCCUUAAUAAACAUGUUUAAAUAAGUUCUUGACU
Molecule: messenger RNA, 1689 nt
Organism: Larimichthys crocea (large yellow croaker)
Lineage: Eukaryota; Metazoa; Chordata; Actinopteri; Sciaenidae
Gene: fance
Product: FA complementation group E
Exons: 10
Coding region: 28-1635 (535 amino acids)
Biological process (GO): interstrand cross-link repair
Cellular component (GO): Fanconi anaemia nuclear complex
Source: RefSeq, a predicted model, not a curated record